AUGCCUGAAGAGAAUGAGCAAGUUGAAGCAGCUCCUGCUGCAGUGCAAAAUUUACAUGUUUUUCUUAUGAAUAUACCAUUUCCUAAGCCCUUAGAUUUGAAAGGUGACCUCGCUACCAAUUGGAAACAUUUCAAAAGAGUGUGGGAAAACUAUGAGAUCGCUACGGGGUUAAGGGAGAGAGAUACCCAACUCAGAUGUGCAACAUUUCUCACUUGUCUAGGAUCUGAUGGUUUACACGUUGUAGAUGGACUAAAAUUUGAUACAGAUGACGAUAAGAAAGAUAUUGAUAAGGUUAUUACGGCACUUGACACUUACUGCGUAGGUCAAACAAACGUCAUAUAUGAGCGUUACACAUUUAACUGUAGAAAUCAGGAACAGUCUAAACAUAUAGAUGCUUAUGUUGCAGAAUUGCGUACACUAGCGAAAACAUGCAAAUUCGGAGACAUGGAGGAUGAGAUGAUAAGGGAUCGUAUCGUUAUCGGAGUUCGAGAUAACCAUACCCGUAAAAAGUUGUUACAGGAGAAGAAACUGGACCUUCAGCGUUGCAUAGAUAUAUGCCGGUCGAAUGAGAAAUCUGAAUCUCAACUCAAAUCUAUUGCAGAUGUUCACCAUGUCAAGGUCAAACAGAAAGUGAAACAAGAUAAUCAUGGUAAAAAUGAGAAACGUAGAGACAACCGCACACAAACCAUACCAACUGUUCAGUCUUGUCGUUACUGUGGGAGAACACAUCCGCGCAGUCGAGAGAAAUGCCCAGCGUUUGGACAGACUUGCAACUUAUGUGGCGAGCAGAACCAUUUUGAGAGGAGAUGUCCUAAAAAAGAGCCUCCUAGAGCAAAACAUCAUGAAAAACGUCGUGGUACAUGGAACCACAGAAAGUCCCAAGUUCAUGAGAUUGAGACUCGUGAAAGUGACUCAUCAGAUGAACUCGUUCUUAGUAUUGAACAAGUGCACUCGCUAUCAUCAAAACGUCAUACAGCUGUUAUGAAUAUCCAUGACAAAUAUGUGGAGUUUCAGUUGGACAAUGGGUCUACGGCUAAUAUCUUACCUGCUCAUGUGUACGUGCGUCUCAGAGGUGACAAAGAAUUCCAGAAUCUUAAGAAAACUGACGUUACCCUACAGAUGUACAACAAAUCAGAAACCAAGGCUUUGGGCACCAUUAAAAUGUCUGUUCGAAAUCCGUGCAAUAGAAAGAAGUAUAAUCUAGAAUUCGUUAUUGUGCCAGGCAAAGAGCUACAUUGUAUUUUGGGUAAGCGAGCUAUUGAAGGAAUGGAACUUAUUACUGUGCAUACUGACAAAUUCCUCACAAAGACACAAGUUCAGAAUGACGUCAUUUCACAGAUUGACAUUAAAGAAGAAAUAAAUGAGAAGUAUGCAAAUGUGUUCAAGGAUCUAGGUAAGCUGGAUGGCAAGCUUCAUUUGGAGGUCAAGGACAGUGUGCGACCUGUACAGUUACCGCCUAGGAAAAUACCGUUAGCCUUGAAACCAAAAGUGAAAGAAGAGCUAAACCGACUGGAGAAGUUAGGUGUCAUUAAACCAGUUAACACACCAACCGACUGGGUAUCUGCCUUAGUGGUGGCUCCUAAACGCAACGGUGACAUUCGCCUAUGUAUUGACCCGAAACCACUCAAUGAGGCAUUAAUGCGGAACCAUUACCCAACACCUACUAUAGAGGAUAUUCUACCCGAAUUGCAUCAAGCUCGUAUAUUCUCCAUUGUUGAUGCAAAGGAUGGUUUUUGGCACGUUGAGUUUGACAGUGAUAGCAGCUACCUAAUUACAUUUGCUACGCCAUGGGGCAAAUAUCGCUGGCUGAGGAUGCCAUUUGGUAUCUCUGUCGCACCUGAGGAGUUCCAAAGGAGAAUGGACGACGCCUUAAGUGGCAUUCCAGGUAUCAGACCUAUACACGAUGAUGUGUUAAUUUACGGAUGUGGUGAGACAGAUGAAGAAGCUGAAAGGGAUCAUGAUGUGAAAUUUCGAGCCCUAAUGCAUAGAUGUAUGGAGAGAAACAUAAAGCUUAACCAGAGUAAGAUGAAACUUAAGCUUACAUCUGUUACUUAUCUUGGAUAUGUGAUCAGCAAGGAUGGGUUGAGUGUUGACCCACAAAAACUCAAGGCGAUACAUGAAAUGCCUACCCCAGAAGACAAGGCAGGAGUUCAGAGAUUAUUGGGAGUGACAAAUUUUGUGCAACGUUUUGCACCGCAGUUGUCUGAGAUCACCAGUCCACUUCGAGAUCUUCUGAGAGCAGAGACUCAUUUUGCAUGGGAUCCGGAUAUCCACGGACAAGCAUUUGACAAGGUCAAGGACACAUUGUCUCGUGCACCUGUUCUUAAAUUCUUUGAUGCAAAGAAGAAACUGACUUUGCAAUGUGAUGCUUCUUCUACUGGACUAGGCGCAUGCCUUAUGCAAGAUAAUCAUCCUAUCGCAUAUGCUUCACGUUCACUGACAGCCACAGAACAGAACUAUGCACAGAUAGAGAUGAGACUUUAG
This is a messenger RNA of Saccostrea echinata, 2484 nucleotides long. RefSeq lists its product as uncharacterized. The coding region runs from base 1 to 2484 and encodes 827 amino acids. The record is from RefSeq and is a predicted model, not a curated record. The transcript has a single exon. NCBI's taxonomy places the organism in Eukaryota, Metazoa, Mollusca, Bivalvia, Ostreida, Ostreidae.